Messenger RNA from Amborella trichopoda, 1035 nucleotides. Its product is annotated as heavy metal-associated isoprenylated plant protein 47-like. The record is from RefSeq and is a predicted model, not a curated record. Lineage: Eukaryota; Viridiplantae; Streptophyta; Magnoliopsida; Amborellales; Amborellaceae.
CAAUUAUUGGCAUUAUCUUACUAUUCUCUCAAGGCCAAAUAAAUGGGAAAGCAAGAAUUUGUGAUCGAGGUUCGCAUGGCCUGUGAGAAGUGCCGGUCAAAUGCUCUAAAGGCCGCUGUCUCGGGACAAGGAGUUGGUUCAGUAAAAAUAAUUGAAGAAGGGAACAAGUUGCAAGUGAUUGGUGAGAAUAUGGACGCGGUCGACUUGACUCAGCGGCUUAAGAAGCGGCUUGGCCAUGCAAAGCUGCUAAGUGUGAGACAAAUGAGAGAUGAUGAUGAUGAUGAGGCGCAAAUGAGCUCAGAUCGGCUUGAAACGGUUUGGCCUAUUGAAUAUGGAGUGGCUCGGCCUAUAGUUUAUGAGUAUUAUAAUCCAAAUCACAAUGGGUGCUCCAUUUUUAUCAUAAGCCAGUGCGAAAUUUUUAAAAACCUGCAGAGACCCAAAAGUAUCCAAUCUGCAAGCCUUCAACCAUCAUCUCUACAAUUCUUUGAGGCAUCCAUGAAGCAAAAGAUGGUGUUCAAGGUACAAAUGAACGACGGGCAAAAGAGCAUGUCCAAGGCCUUGGGUGCAGUAGCCGGUACCCCAGGCGUCAUUCAAUUAGGACUAGAGGGAGAGGACAAGAGCCAAGUGAUGGUAAUAGGAGAUGGAGUUGAUGCAGCAAAGCUAACUAUGAUACUGAGGAAGAAGGUGGGCCAUACUGAGCUCGUAAGUGUCGAAGAAAAUAAAGAUGUAAAGAAGGAUCCAAAACCAAGUGUGGAACCCACUGUUUGUAAUUAUCCUUGUUCUUAUGCCCCACCCCAACCUUUAUGUUUUGAGGUUCGCCCCUCAUAUAAUGAUCAAUGCUCUAUACUGUAGAGCAUGAAAAUAAAAUAGAAGAAAAUAGAAAUGAGGAAAUGGGGUUUGGUAGUUUUGCUAUUUGCUGGGAAAGCUUCAAUGUAAAGAAUAGGGAUGAUUGUGCUCGACAGAAAUUUCUGUAUCUCAUGAGCUUGUGGUAUGGUGAGAAUUAUAUAGUUUUUAAUGGAAUAAGAGGUUUUUGCA